Messenger RNA from Sinocyclocheilus grahami, 1127 nucleotides. Its product is annotated as transmembrane protein 45B-like. The record is from RefSeq and is a predicted model, not a curated record. Lineage: Eukaryota; Metazoa; Chordata; Actinopteri; Cypriniformes; Cyprinidae. The transcript is spliced from 5 exons.
GGGCAGAAUGGCCAACUUCAAGGGACAUGCAUUACCUGGUACAUUCUUCCUGCUGUUUGGCCUGUGGUGGUCGAUAAAGUACUUGUUCUGACAGAUACAGAGGAAAAAAGAGAGGCAACAUGGAGACAGAGACAGACAAAUGCACACUGUACUCUUCAACCGCAUAGAUUUAAUUGAAGGAGCUCUGAAGAUCUUUUUUGCAUUUGUUGGGAUCAUGGCAGAGCAGUUUGUGCCUGAUGGCCCUCAUGCACAUCUGUAUCAGGACGGCUGGGUGAAGCUGAUGAACUGGCAGCACAGCACCAUGUACUUGUUUUUCGGUAUCUCUGGCAUUGCAGAUGUUCUCAGCAUGUCUUCUCGCCACGUGCCAGUUAGUCUUGACCGCCUCUCUCUUUCCUUGGCUCUCUUUGUGGAAGGGUUCCUUUUCUAUUUCCAUGUCCACAGUCGUCCCGCUCUGGACCAGCACAUUCACUCUCUGCUUCUGUUUGCGGUGUUUGGUGGAUCCGCCAGCACAAUGCUGGAAGUGUUUAAGCGAGAUAACGCAGUGCUGGAACUUCUUAGGGGCAGUUUGGCCAUCCUACAAGGCACAUGGUUCUAUCAGAUUGGGUUUGUGCUGUAUCCUCUAAAUGGAGAACAGUGGGAUCUGGACAGACAUGACAACAUCAUGUUCAUCACCAUGUGCUUCUGCUGGCAUUAUGCUGUGGCUCUGCUUGUUGUGGGCAUCUGCUAUUGUGGAGUUUUUUGGUCUUCAAAAUGGUGUGAAGGAAGAAAGCUAGGUGACAUGGAGAUGGGCCGCAGAAAGUGCACUGCCUCGGAUUCUAGCACCCAGAAGGCUUUGCUCCAGGAAUCAGAUGAAGAGUAGAGAGAGCCUGUGAUGACUGCCAGGACUGAAUGCAAAGCUUUUUGCCCUUUUCUGUUCUAACAAGCUGUCUUCCAAUAGGACUAUAUGACUUUGUUUGCAUAAUUUCACUGCAAAACAUUCUCAUGUCCUCAUGCUGAAAAUAUCGUAUCAAAAUGGACUUGUAAAUAAUGUGGUUGUCACAGGUGUCAGAAGCACCUGGAAUAACCCUGAGAUUUGUCAAACUAGAGGUAAAGAAUAGAUCAUGACAUUCUUUUAAGAUAUCAAACAC